AUGGAUGAUGUGAAAAGCCGUAUCAAGGCAUAUCGUUUUGUAGCCUACUCGGCUAUUACUUUCUCAGUAGUAGCCAUUAUCUCGGUUACGAUCACACUUCCAAUGGUUUACAACUACAUCCGACAUGUUCGUAUGCAAAUGUUCACUGAUAUCACGAUCUGUAAGCAAAGCGCGCAACAAACCUGGAUCGACGUCGGUCAGCUUGAAAGCGCCCCGGUUCCGGAGAUGGCACACAAUCGAACGGCUCGUCAGGCCGACGACGCAUGCCGCAAUUGUUGCAUUCGAGGGCCACCUGGUCCGAAAGGACCAAAAGGUAGACCCGGAAAACCUGGCAAGCCAGGAGCACCCGGCAGACCUGGUAAUCCUGGACGACCACCAAGCCAACCGUGCGAACCGAUCACACCACCACCAUGUAAGCCAUGCCCACGAGGACCACCCGGACCGCCUGGCCCACCAGGACCACAAGGAGAAGCAGGACCAGAUGGAGCACGUGGAGAUGCCGGAAUUGAUGGACCACCAGGCGAGCAAGGACCCCCGGGCCCACCCGGACCACCAGGACCUGUUGGACCAGCUGGACCACAAGGACCACCCGGUGAAGAUGCUCCCGACGAGCCACUUGAGCCCGGAGAGCCUGGAGAACCAGGUGAUGNUGGACCACAAGGACCUCGUGGACCUCCUGGAAAACCAGGCAUUGACGGAGAACCAGGUCCACAGGGUCCACCUGGUGAGAAUGGUUUGGACGGAGCGAUUGGUGCAGAUGGCAAACCAGGUGAUAAAGGACCUCAGGGACCUCCGGGCAAGCCUGGCGAGCGUGGUGUCUGUCCUAAAUAUUGCUCUGUGGACGGCGGUGUCUUCUUCGAGGAUGGUAGUCGACGUUAA
This is a messenger RNA of Anisakis simplex (herring worm), 879 nucleotides long. NCBI's taxonomy places the organism in Eukaryota, Metazoa, Nematoda, Chromadorea, Rhabditida, Anisakidae. The record is from the annotation of a GenBank genome assembly.